AUAAACAAAAAUUUUUUCUAUAUUAUUAAAAAUCUCAAAUUAAUCCCAACUGAAAAUCAACGAAAACACUUUAAGUAAUAAUUCGGAAUUAUUCCGAUUUAAUUCAGCAACUCAAAUGUUCAAAAUAUGUAAAUUACAAAAACAAAAAUAGCCUAAACUAACGGGUUAUAAGUUUUUCUCAAUUUAAUUUGAUUAUUUUAACUAAAACCAUGAAGACACAAUAAAUUCCAUUAAAAAGUAUAAAAUUAAAUAAAUUUUUUAAUGGAAAAUAUUACGAUUUUAAAUUAAAAUUGAAAAAUAAUUAAUAAAAAGAAAUUUAUAAUUUAAUCUACACACACAAAUUUAUUAAGAACUAAAAAGUAUAAAAGACAAAAUAUUGGGUAAGGACUUGAAUUCAGAAAAGAAAAUGGAUGUUUACAAUAAAUCACUUCAACCACUUUCCGUAAUCGGCACUGGUACUUAUAGUCGUGUAAUAUUGUGUCGUCAUAAAAAAUAUAAGAAAAAUGUUUGCGUUAAACAAAUUUAUUUCAAUAUGGGACAAAAAACUUUAUUAAAUUUAAUAAAUAGUGAAGCAUUAAUAUUAUCUCAAUUAAAACAUCCAAGAAUUAUAAAAUUUUAUGAUUUUUAUAUACAAAAUAAUUUUGCACAUAUUGUUACGGAAUAUAUUUGUGGCGGAACAUUACAGAAAGCAAUCGAAUUAAGAAUAAAUAAACCAUUUAAUGAUGAAGAAAUUCGUAAUAUAUUUUGUGAUAUAUUAAUUGGUAUAGAAUAUUUACAUUCACGUGGUAUUGUACAUCGUGAUUUAAAACCAGAAAAUAUUUUAUUAGAUAUUAAUGGAAGACCAAAAAUUGCUGAUUUUGGAUUAUCAUUUUAUAUUGCACAAAACGUAUUGAAUAACAAUAAUAAUAAUAUGACGGAUAACAAUAAUAAUAAUAAUAAUGCAAAUCAAAGAAAUAAAAAUAAUAAUUAUAGCAAUAAAUAUUGUUUAGGUACACCAUUAUAUAUGGCACCAGAAAGUUUAAAUGGUAAAGAAUGUAAUUUUAAAUCUGAUAUGUGGUCAUUAGGUUGUAUACUUUAUGAAUUAUGUUCAUCAUAUAAUCCAUUUAUAAAAGCAAAAGAUGUUAAUGAAUUAAUAAGAAUGAUGACAAAUGAUGGACAAAAACUUGAGUGUGGUUGCAGUGGUGUUAGUAAUUGUAUAUCAUAUGAAAAAUUUCAGAAACGAGAAAUAACAUUACGUUAUAUAUGCGAUGGUAUGCUAACAAUAAAUCCAAAUGAAAGAUGGAAUAUAUCACAAAUAGUAUCAUGUCCAUGGAUUACAAUGCAUUAUUAUAAAUUAUAUUUUGACUAUGAAUAUUAAAUUUAAUUAAUUUUAAAUUUUAGUUCUGUAUGUGAUUAAUUAGUACCGCGUGUAAAAAUUAUUGAUAUACAAUUUUAUAUUGAGAUUUGUUAAAAUAAUUCAAUU
Molecule: messenger RNA, 1462 nt
Organism: Condylostylus longicornis
Lineage: Eukaryota; Metazoa; Arthropoda; Insecta; Diptera; Dolichopodidae
Product: probable myosin light chain kinase DDB_G0279831
Exons: 1
Coding region: 407-1357 (316 amino acids)
Biological process (GO): peptidyl-serine phosphorylation; autophagy
Cellular component (GO): cytoplasm
Molecular function (GO): ATP binding; protein serine/threonine kinase activity
Source: RefSeq, a predicted model, not a curated record